Molecule: messenger RNA, 4457 nt
Organism: Lates calcarifer (barramundi perch)
Lineage: Eukaryota; Metazoa; Chordata; Actinopteri; Centropomidae
Gene: rundc1
Product: RUN domain containing 1
Source: RefSeq, a predicted model, not a curated record
ACAUUAAGGUGUUGCAGCAGCGCAAGAGACAGAUGUGAAAAGAAGAGAUUAAAAAAAAAGAAUUUUAAAAAUUAAUUAAAUUAGCAAAUAUGCACAACUUAAGUGGUGCAAAUUUCUUUUAAUUUUUCUUUUCUUUUUGUUUGUCUUUUACUUUUUACUUUUUAUCAGUAUUUAGCUGUUAUUUUAUGAAAAAUACACCCACAAUAAUUAAAUUAUUAAUACUCAAAUUUGGAUUUUAAGUUGGACUAUGUUGCAAUAGAGAUACUUUUAUUUUGAAGACAAACAUUGUAAACUUCCGGUGUUUUCCUGCCUCCGCGUUGACGUAUGAAUCAUCCUUCCCAAGAUGGCGCUACACCUGUUCCUCCGGCGGUGAUCCUUCUUGUUUGUCUGCGCAACAAACGAAAAUAAAACUUCUCGUGAUAAACUGGCGGCGUAGCGAAACACCUGGAGCGAACUCUGUCGUCCACGAUGUCCACAGAGGAGCUGUCAGCCUCGGACAGCGAGGCUGUCUUCGCCGGCGCAGGGGAGCGAUGGGCACCGGUGGGCGCCGUGGCCAGCCCGGAGAGUGAGAGCGGGAGCGGGAGCGCCGGUCAGCCGCGGCAGAGAGGCUCGUCCUCGGCCACCGACGAGGAAAUGGCCGCCAAGCUGAGGAAGAUGGAAGAUGAGCAGGACUUGCUGAACUCCUCUCUGCUCGCCCUCACCUCCCACUUCGCCCAGGUUCAGUUCCGACUGAAGCAGAUCGUUCACGCCCAGAGCGAGGAGAAGGAGAGGAUGCUGGCCGAGCUGGAGGAGUUCGCCUUCAGGGGCUGCCCGCACGUCGUGGGCUGCCGGGCUCAGGACGCCAAACAGCUGGAGAACUCGAGUGAGAGGGAGAAGAGGGAGCGCCUGGAGGCCCAGAGGGAAAAACAGAAGGAUCUCAUUUUCCAGCUGAAGACACAGCUGGAUGAUCUGGAGCGCUUCGCCUACCAGGAGGGCAGCUACGACUCGCUGCCGCAGUCUGUCGUCAUGGAGAGGCAGAAGGUCAUCAUCGACGAGCUGAUCAAAAAGCUGGAUGUGAACCUGAACGAGGACAUCGGGAACCUGUCGCCGGAGGAGCUCAGGCAGCGAGUCGACGCCGCUAUCGCUCAGAUCGUGAACCCAGCCAGGGUCAAAGAGCAGCUGGUGGAGCAGCUCAAAACCCAGAUCAGGGACCUGGAGAUGUUCAUCAACUUCAUCCAGGAUGAGGUUGGGAAUCCUCUCCUGUCAGAUGUUGGACACAAUCAGCAGCCACAAGCUGCAGGGACCAACACCAGAGCUCCAGGGCCAAAGAAGAAAGUGGACCCUGAACAGGCCCAGAAGAUGCGAGAGACCGGUCUGCAGCUGAUCCAGAAGGCCCUUGCCGUGCUGCAGAUCUUCGCCGCAAGCCAGUUCGGCUGCGCUGCUGGACACGUCCCCCAGAGCAUGUGGCCUCAGGAGUCUACGGUACAGGACUACGGACCCCUGCUGCAGCGUCUGGAGGCGGCCGUGGAGAAGGUGCGAGUGCUGGGCUCGUGCCGACAGCCCUCCCUCGAACAUGUCGUCAACUACACCAGCAACUCGGCUCUGGGGCCCCGGGAUGAGCUGACGACGUCCGUGAGAAAGGAGCUGGCGAUUGCCCUCAAAGACUUGUUGGCUCACGGCCUCUUCUCGCCCUCUCAGACCAUGAGCCUGGUGCUGGCACCCAUCUCCUGCCUGCUGCCUUACAGACCCGCCCCACAGACCAUGCACCCGUGGGAACUCUUUGUCAAAUACUACCACUCCAAAAACGGGAAGGCCUUCGUGGAGUCGCCGGCCCGGCAGCUCUCGCAGUCCUUCAGCCUCCCUGUAGGGGGCGGCCCGGUGACCGUCACCCCAAAACAGUCUCUGCUGUGGGCCGUCCACACUGUCCUGAAGGAGCACGGACGCUACAAGCGAGGCCCGGACACGGAGUUCAAAGCGCUGGUGUGCAUGGCUCUGAACGAGCAGCGGCUGGUGUCGUGGCUCAACCUGCUGUGCAAGUCGGGGACUCUGAUACACCCGCACUAUCAGUCAUGGAGCUACAUGGCCCAGACCGGCUUCGAGGGAGCCCUACGCAUCCUGGGCCGCAUCAGCCACCUCAAAUUCAACCUCCCCGUGGACCUGGCUGUCCGGCAGCUGAAGAACAUUAAGGACGCUUUCUGAGGAGGCAACAAAUCCAUUACAAGAAGUAUUUUAUCAGUUAAACUACACCACAUUCAGGACCAAAAAGCAUGUGUUUGUGCUUUGGGUAGAUCACCUUUUAAAGGUCGUUUAAGCAGCCACACAUCUGAAGUAAAACCUACAGUACAUGCAUGGAUGAUUGUGUUGUUUGCAAACACUAUCCGCACAUCCCACUAUAUUUAAGAUGCCAAAACGACAAAAAGAAAAACGAUGCUACUUGUACUGUAAACCUGCCUUAGAGUGGAGCUUGAGAUUACCUCAUCCUUUAGUAAAGCCUUCCUGACCUUUGCAACCUGUGCUCAUCGUCGUACAGCAUCAUUCCCCCCGUGCAGAGUUUUCCACAAGUGCAUUGUUAAACCACCCAUUUAAGUCACUGCGUAUCAUGUUUGAAGGUUAAGGAGGUUUUUACCAAGAGCCGAAUUAUCCUCAGAGGUUUCCUCCGCUCCAAAACAAACAGACACGAUAAUUAAAACUGGACAACACGGACUAAAGUGGUUUCACGUUAAAAUCAGUGUUUUUCUGGCGCUCUUUGGCGAACACAAGACGUCAGUAAGGGGCUGUUAGCUGAGCUGCGGCUACCGUUAGCUUGUUUUUAUUGUGGGAUUCCUUCACUGUUCAUCAUUCAGAGGGAUUUUUACUAAUGAAUUACUACCGAACCGAAUUAUUCACAGAAGUCUCCUCUCCAAAUAAAAGAGCCAAGUAAUGAAAAUCCCUCAAAUUAACACAGAAUAAAGCGGUUUCACGUUAAAAACAGCGUUUUUCUGGCGCUCAUCGGUGGACAUCAGUAGGGGUUUGUUAGCUGAGCUGCGGCUAACGUUAGCUUAGCUUGUUUUGUUUUUAGUGUGGGAUCCCCUCACUUUUCAUCGUUCAGAAGGAUUUUAUUGAGAACACAAUUGUCUCCUCGCCAAAACAAAAGGACCGAGUAAUUAAAAUCCGUUAAAAUAAGACAGAUUAAAGUGGUUUAACGUUAGAAAUAAGUGUUUUUCUGUGACGCUAAUAGGCAGCCAAGAUGUCGAGGGUGGCUUUUGCUCAACUUGUUUCUGUGGUUACCAGACAUACAAUGUAGGCCAGCCGUCUGGCUGCAGCCUGCGCUUAUGGAAAACCCUGCCCUGUGUACAUGAUAGUUCCCCGGCCUAUGCAUCAAAGACAGGUUGGAUUUUGUACAGUAGUCAGUACUGUAACAUGGCUGCAAGUUAGACAAUCCAGGAAGGAGCAGAAACAUUUCUCGAUACUGUGGCUUCUACACAGUAACAAGAGCUCUGUGGUGUGUUGUUGUGAUCCUGGUAUUUUGGUGCUUGUGCUGCUCCAUUCUUCUGAAUUAUUUUAGGUGGUCAAUCACAUGUAGCUAAACCAUGGCGCUCAGGUCGACUUGAAAUGAGAAAUAUCUCACAGUUUCUGUCAGGGGGCGAAGUUAAAAGUGUUGUUGCCUAAAAAAAUAUGCAGUUAUCAGUUGUUGCAUGUUGUGUUUUCAGGUGUGAGCAUUUAAACCCUGUAUGAACUGCUGCUUCUCUCCCAUUCCAGGAGUUAAAAUUAAAAUUAACUGACAGAUGUAACGGCUUUACAUCCUGUACUUAGUGAUUGUAGGAUAUUAAAAGUUUUGUUUUAUUUCCAUCAGAGAAAUUAGUUUUUAUCUUUCUGAGACAGCUGAGUUGCACGAAUCGUAUCCUUAAAUACUGAAUGUACAAACCAUAGAUGCUAUUAACCUGAGGUUAGUUUAUAUGUGCUGAUGUUUUUCCUUCUGUUCAUGUACGAGAAUGAAACUUCAGUGUUCCUGGGCCCACGUGUACAUGUAGGUAUCAAACCUGUGAGAGCAGGCGUGCUGAUAAAACCACUACAUUUGUAUUUCCUGAGAUAAAAACCUGGAGAUGCAUUUUAUCUUGUUUGUUUUACGUUCAUGGGAACUGUGUGUUAUAUUCCAGGCUCUGUUUAAUGCUUGUAACGCUGUAUUUUGCUUCCUCUUUCCCCCUUUUUGUUGUGUUUUGUUCAACUGUUAAUGUAAAGAAACAUUUAUUUAUUUAUUUGACGGCAUGUUGUAGCUCAACACUGACAUAGGUAGAACAUAUCAGAAUACUGUAGCUGUACACUGGAUCAUUUAAAUUUAUGUUAAAAUUAUAUUAAUGUUCAUUUUAUUUAAUCACUUUAAUGACAGAUAAUAUAUUGGGAAAUACGAACCGUGGUCUGAUUUGGUUUUUAUCAUGUUUAAUGCAUACAUACAGCUGUAAACACAUUAAACAUAAUAAAUGAAACGCUGCGCUGUUUGA